Messenger RNA from Emericellopsis atlantica, 2819 nucleotides. RefSeq names its product cation transport protein-domain-containing protein. Bases 323 to 2647 code for a protein of 774 amino acids. Gene Ontology annotation, molecular function: high-affinity potassium ion transmembrane transporter activity. The transcript has 2 exons. NCBI's taxonomy places the organism in Eukaryota, Fungi, Ascomycota, Sordariomycetes, Hypocreales, Bionectriaceae. The record is from RefSeq and is a predicted model, not a curated record. Gene Ontology annotation, cellular component: plasma membrane. Gene Ontology annotation, biological process: intracellular potassium ion homeostasis; potassium ion import across plasma membrane.
ACUUUCGAUGAAUCUUAUACCUUACCAUCAAUCUAUCAUCAGACUCUGUGCUUCUAGCGAUGCUGCACUUCUGUUCUUUCGAGUUCAUCUCUUUUGUUCAUGACUACUGAUUUAACUGCUCUCUUUUCACUGCAGAUUCGAACACGCUCAGCAUCCAAGCUUCAGCGACUGCCUCUCGUUAACGGAUCCUACCAGCUCAGCUUCCCGCAACUCACCGCAACUUUCAACCUUCAAUUUAAGCUUAUUGCGCCCAAUGAGUAGAGCCGGCAUGUGAUCAACUUCUGCGUCCUCAAUCCAAUCGAUCAUUGGCCGCAAAAAAGCCAUGUUUGACUCAUGGAGAACUCGCUGGCUCGAGUGGCUCGAGGACAACCCCAGGGUAGGGCAAGUGCUGGCAUUUGUCAGAUCCUGGUUGCCCCCCGUCAAUUACAUCACGAUCCAUUACGCAUACUUCAACUCAGUCACGGCAGCCUCCUCACUCAUCUACUGGGGCUCCUCUAGGCCCUUUGGCAGUGUCGACUAUGUCGACAGCUUGUUCCUCGUCACCUCGGCACUGACCAACACCGGCCUGGCGACAAGGAACCUCAGUGAGAUGACCACUUGGCAGCAGGUGCAACUAUGGUUUCUCCUGAUGAUCGGCAGCCCCAUCUGGGUGUCUUUCUGGACCGUUCUCGUCCGCAAACGAGCGUUCGAAAGGAGGUUUGAGGACAUUGUCGAAACAGAAAGGGAGCGGAGAAGACGCCACCGAGAACUGAAGAAGAUCAACUCGCGUGGCAUCAGGAGAGCUCCCAAUCUGCUCAACAUGCUUUCUCUAUCCAAGUCCAGCGGAGGCCCUGCCGGAACACAGCCAGAGCUGUCGGAACUUGGUUCUCACACGCCGGCACAUGCUCUUGGGCCUCGCCAUCUUGGACAAGAGUUUGCAGACCUCAACCAGAGUUCGUCUCAAAGGACAAUAUCUGGCCCUCUCGAUUCGAUUCCACCUCAUGACCAACAAUCCCUGGAAAAGGUUGACGUUGGUCCUCUGCCUGAUCUCGAGGCUUCGCACGAUGGACCGCGUGACCAUAUUUCCUACGCUGAGCCGAUGUCACCCCCUAAUGACAACGGCCAUGGUCUCACAUUGGCCUACUCGCAUGGCAGCCAUGCCACACCCGGCGCCCCGAACAACUUGAUCAGGCGCGGCUCGAACGCGACCACAGAGGUCUCGGCCGAGUCAGAAGACUUUUUGAUGCAUUGGAAGAAGAUCCUGGGGAACCACAACGUCAGCCGCAGUGCUCAAUUCUAUGAUCUAUCCGAGGAGGAGCGCGAACACUUGGGCGGUUGCGAGUACCGGGCCCUCAAGAUACUGUCCGUCUUUGUGCCCUUAUACUCCAUACUGUUUCAAUUCUUGGGAGCUGUUGCAUUGGCUUGUUGGAUUGGCGUACGCAGCCCUGAGAUCCCGCAAGCGAACGGCCAGAACCCGUGGUGGACCGGAAUUUUCUAUUCGGUGUCGGCUUUCAACAACGGUGGCUUCACAUUGCUCGAUGACAGUGUGGUCCCAUUCCAAUCACAAUACUUCGUUCUCUUCGUCAUUGGGCUGCUCAUCUUGGCAGGCAACACGGCCUACCCAAUUUUCCUACGCCUGGGUCUCUGGAGCACGCUGAGGUUCCUGCAGCUAACGUCCCCGCCACACGUUCAUGGCCCGUGGAAAGAGACCUUUGAGUUUAUCUUGAAAUAUCCGCGUCGAGUGUACACGACGCUGUUUCCAGCGCGGGCUACGUGGUGGCUUGUGGGAGUUCUCUUCGUGACCAAUUUGAUCGAUUGGGUUGCUUUUGAGAUCCUGAAUAUAGGGAAUCAGGAACUGGAAAAGAUACCAGUGGGAGACAAAAUCAUGGCUGGUCUGUUCCAAGCGAUAUCCGUCCGAGCCGCCGGAUUCGCCGUCAUAUCCAUCUCGGCAUUGUAUGUUGGCGUGCAAGUACUGUACUUGAUCAUGAUGUACAUCUCGGUCUAUCCCGUCGUCAUAACGAUGCGCAACUCUAAUGUGUACGAAGAGCGGUCCUUGGGCAUCUACGACAACGAGGACGAGGCUAUCAAGGAGCAGGAAAACUUGACAAAUACCAACCCGCUGUCCUCCGGUCCGGAGCCGGACCCGAAGCACUCUCUUCGCAGACGCAACACGGCCGCCGUGCUUGGCCAGCAGCUGAGGAGGGCAGCCACAUUUCAAGGCGUCGGCGUUGCACGCCCGGUCAAGAGCGAGGACGACACGAGUCGCAUCUCGUUUAUCGGACAGCAGAUUCGGGGCCAAUUGGCGCACGACCUGUGGUGGCUGGUGCUUGCCAUCCUCAUCAUCGUCAUCAUCGAAACGGAUCACUUCCUGAGAGACCCCACCACCUUCAGCGUCUUCAACAUCCUGUUCGAGGCCACUUCGGCCUAUGCGUGUGUUGGCCUGUCGAUUGGCCUACCCAAUGACGCUUUCAGCUUCUCUGGGGGGUUGCACAAGGGCAGCAAGAUUGUGCUGGUGCUCGUCAUGCUCAGGGGUAGACACAGAGGCCUCCCCGUUGCGAUCGAUCGCGCCGUCCGGCUACCGGGCGACCAGCUUCGCAAGGAGGAGGAAGAAGACACCAAAAUCCGGCGUACCAAGACUAUGCACCGCAUGAUGGGUCAAGAGGAAUAGAGACAUGUCGUGUUCCAUGCACAUAUCUGUGGUGGAGUUGUCGAACGAGUUACAAGUCAUUUUGGGAGGAGAAAUUGCAACCGAUAGUUUACCUAAUAAGCGCAAGGUGUUGGGGACAUACAGGCUUCCAGUUAGAUAGCAUGAUCACAGAGGUGCUCUGUACAAUAGAAUU